AUGCAGACUUGGGAGAAGGACUCUGGCCCAGACCUCUGUGCCCAGGUGGUAGCCCUAGCUGAGGAUUUCCUCCUGAGACGGCAAGAGCCUGACGGAGAGGCACAAAACGUAAGGAUACUCUGGGCGAUACCGAGAGACGUUUUAUGAAUACAGUCUUGUUACAGCAGAGGUCUCAGAGCGGCUUGCAGCAUAUUUAUAAAAGCAUGGGCAUGUUGAGAAUUGUGAGAAAAAGCUGUAUUGUAAGCACAUGGACUAGUAAUGAUUUCUGCAGAGAAAGCAUUGUUUAAAGUAGCAGCUUAACAUUCAGAAUAACAGGCCUCCUCCUUCUUUUCCCUCCAUUCCAGGCGCCUCAGCUCUCAGAGAAGAAUCUUUCAGAUUCCAAGAAGGCACAGGAAGAAAAGCAGGCAGAGGAGGCGGAAGAAUAUGAUGGGGAGACUGCCUUAUUAGGUAAAGACACCCAAGUGUUGGGGGGAAAUUAUAGCAAACGUAAGGAGUAUUUUGCAGUAUCUGCUUCAAAAUGAUCAUUUUUUUUGUUACUUGCUUAUUUUAAAAACAUACCUAAAGGACAAAAAAAAUCUGUUAUUUCAUAUGGUACUAGCAGUGACUAGUAAAUCACCCCUGAGUGCUCACUGGAAGGACAGAUCGUGAAGCUGAGGCUCUAAUACUUUGGCCACCUCAUGAGAAGAGAAGACUCCCUGGAAAAGACCCUGAUGUUGGGAAAGAUGGAGGGCACAAGGAGAAGGGGACGACAGAGGACGAGAUGGUUGGAUAGUGUUCUCGAAGCUACCAGCAUGAGUUUGACUAAACUGCGGGAGGCAGUGGAAGACAGGAGUGCCUGGUGUGCUCUGGUCCAUGGGGUCAUGAAGAGUCGGACACGACUAAACGACUAAACAACAACUAGCGACAAUGCUAUAUGCAAAAUACUGCCAUGGGUGGGGGCGGGCCGGGAAUCCUGCGCACCAGAGAAUGGCAUAUUAAGCUGCGGGAAGUGAGCACUUUAAGCAAAAUGUGCUGGACUCUAUAGGUUAAAUAUGGAGGAAAGAAGGUGAAACAAGUAUGAACACAAUUGGUGAAAGUUGAGAGGACCAUGGAAUAGCAAACAUGGGACAAUUAACUAACAUGCGUUUACAGUUUUAUGAGAAAGUAUACUGUUUCACGCAAAACAGUCUUUAUAUUGGUAGUUCUCGGAGGCUCAAAUUUUUAAUUUUAGGGGUUAAUAAAUUAUCAUGUAUUAAUGGGGUUGUUAAACUUAUCAAGGAUGCAGUCUGUUCUUACUGUUGCAAGUUAUACCUGUAUCAACAAAUGAAAAUGGCACGGGAGAAGUUAAAGCAAAGAAGUUAAAGCAAAGAAGACAGACUUCUAAGGUCAAAUAGUUGCAUGUAAGGAGAUUUUUUUUUUAAAGGCUCUCUUACACACCCACACAUAAAUUGAAAGCCAUAUAAUUCCACUUUAAACAGCCAUAGUUUCCCCCAAGGAAUCCUGGGAAUUGUAGUUUGAUAAGGGAGCUGAGAGUUGUUAGGAGACCCCUUUGUUCCUGUUCAGUUAACAAUGUAAUCCCUUGUGCUAGGGAACUGCAGUGACUACAACUCUGUGAGGGGAAUAGAAACCUCCCGGCAACACGUGGCAUCCUUAACAUACUACAGUUCCCAGGAUUCUCUGGGGGAAGCCAUGACUGUUUAAAUUGGUAUGUUACUGCUGCAAACGUAUAGGGCAGAUGGGACCACACGGUUUUUCUUCUUCUCUGCACAGCGCUAGGCAAGCCCCAGAGACCAGCUGUUUUUGUUGCUUGUAAAGCACUUUGUAUGGGGUUUUGGUAGGGCCGGUCACAUUUAGCUGUGCCCCGCACCAGGUGGGUGUGAUUUGCCCAAAACGGCCGUGCAUACCAGAUGAGUCUCUACAUGGCUGGCUUAACGGCUCAUAAUAAUUAAUAAUAAUAAUAAUAAUAAUUCUUGGUAGUGGUGCCCGCCCUGUGGAACGCCCUCCCAUCAGACGUCAAGGAAAUAAACAACUAUCUGACUUUUAGAAGACAUCUGAAGGCAGCCCUGUUUAGGGAAGUUUUUAAUGUUUGAUGUUUUAUUGUUUUUAAUAUUCUGUUGGGAGCUGCCCAGGAUGGCUGGGGAGGCCCAGCCAGAUGUGCAGGGUAUAAGUAAUACAGUGGUACCUCGGGUUACAGACGCUUCAGGUUACAGACUCUGCUAACCCAGAAAUAGUACCUCAGGUUAAGAACUAUCAUCUUUUGUUUGGUCUUGGCUGCCCCCCCCUCUCUCUCUGCUUUGAAGUUUGACUCAUCCCACAAUUCUCUCUUUUCGUUCCACAAGUUGAUGAGUCUGACGGAGAAAACGAAGAGGCGGUCCUCCCAGCAGAAAGACCCGAGCGCAGAAACCCCACCCGGAUAUCUUUGGAAGAAGUCAUCCUCGGGAAGCUUUUCCCGGUGGAAGAAGGGCCUCCGGGCAACGUGCCCACGACAGACUUUGCUACGGAGAAGCCGUUUGAGUGCUCCGAGUGCGGGAAGCACUUCUCUACCAGCUCCCACCUCAUCAACCACAAGCGCGUCCACACAGGGGAGAAGCCCUACAAGUGCUUGAGCUGCGGGAAAAGCUUCACGGAGCGAGGCAACCUCUUGAAGCACCAGAGGACCCACACGGGCGAGAAGCCCUACGGAUGUUCCGACUGCGGGAAAGCCUUUGGCAUCAGCUCUCAGCUGAUCAGCCACAAGCGGGUGCACACGGGAGAGAAGCCCUACGAGUGCUCGGACUGCGGGAAGAGCUUCUGCACAAGCUCGCAGCUCGUGCGCCACAGCCGGGUCCACACGGGCGAGAAGCCCUACGAGUGCUCCGCCUGCGGGAAAACCUUCAGCCAGAGGUCGUACCUCGUGGGGCACGAGAGGACGCACACGGGCGAGAAGCCCUUUGAGUGCUCGCAGUGCGGGAAGUGGUUCUCGCACCGCUCCGACCGCCUGAGGCACGAGAAGAUCCACACGGGCGAGAAGCCCCACAAGUGCGCCGACUGCGGGAAGGGCUUCAACCAGAAGGGCUCCCUCGUCACGCACCAAAGGACCCACACGGGGGAGAAGCCCUUCGAAUGCUCCGAGUGCGGGAAGAGCUUCAACGACCGGGGUUACCUUAUCACACACCGGAGAACCCACACGGGAGAGAAGCCCUUCGAGUGCUUGGACUGCGGGAAGAGCUUCAGCCGCACGUCCCACCUGACCGUGCAUAAAAAGACACAUGGGGGGGAGAGGCCGUAG
Messenger RNA from Podarcis lilfordi (Lilford's wall lizard), 3247 nucleotides. The record is from the annotation of a GenBank genome assembly. Lineage: Eukaryota; Metazoa; Chordata; Lepidosauria; Squamata; Lacertidae.